Cyprinus carpio (common carp) is the source of this 1474-nucleotide messenger RNA. Its product is annotated as cAMP-dependent protein kinase inhibitor beta-like. Gene Ontology annotation, molecular function: cAMP-dependent protein kinase inhibitor activity. NCBI's taxonomy places the organism in Eukaryota, Metazoa, Chordata, Actinopteri, Cypriniformes, Cyprinidae. The transcript is spliced from 3 exons. The record is from RefSeq and is a predicted model, not a curated record. Gene Ontology annotation, cellular component: nucleus; cytoplasm. Gene Ontology annotation, biological process: negative regulation of cAMP-dependent protein kinase activity. Bases 231 to 461 code for a protein of 76 amino acids.
AGGUAGUGAUGCUGGCUCGCGCUGGACUGGACUCAGUGUCAGAGACAGAGAGAAGGAGAAUCACGACGAAGAUGGUCUCACUACGCGGAGUUCCCCUCGCGGAUAGCCUGUGUUGGUACUGAUUCGGAGUGUUCUCCCGGAUAACUCUGCUUCGAGGAGUUGCUUCAUGUUCGGAAAUUGCUAAAGAACUGUUAACCCUCAGAUGUCCACCAGAGAUCAGACCACCAGAGAUGACUGAUGUGGAACCUGUUGUCUCUGACUUUGAAGCCACGGGCAGGACUGGCCGGCGGAAUGCAUUGCCAGAUAUUCUAGGUUCCACAGCUGGUCCUGGAGCUGCUGACCUACCUGAUAAACUAGCUGAGCUUUCAGUAGGAGAUGAUGGCGAACAGGGCGGAGAGAGCUCAUCCUCGUCCGACCCACCUAAAGAAACCACAGAGGGGGCAAAGACAGAGGGCUCAUAACUCGGCAGUGAUCUGACCUCAUGAGAGACUCACACAUGACCUCCCUCUACUCUUGUCCCAUUGACCAUACAACUGUUACACUCUGUGCUAUGCAACACUGAGAGCACCUAUGAUUGGCAUUCGGACGAGGGCCAGCAGGAAAACAGCUCAUUCCUAUUACAGGAAAUCAUCUGAAAUUGUGUUUUUCAAAUACCAACGAUUGUUCAUUUCAUACCUCGAUGACUUUGUCAAAUUUGACUUUUUUUCCCAAAGACUCGCUGUCAUGAUUUUCCUAACAACCAGCUGUUUUGUGUGUCUUAUGAAAACAGAUGUGACCUGCUUUCCCAUUUUAAAAAGGAACAUUUUGUUUUAGACUUUCCAUAAUAGCAUUUUUUCUCUGAAUGUUGACAUGUAGUGGCAAAAAUGUCUCUUUUUGCACAAAAAAGUAAAUACAUUCCAUUUGGUGAUGUAAGUAAAGUUUUUUAUCUUACGAUAUUUGUCUGUCCUUGUAAAACACCACAUCUUCUGUGUUUUGUAUUGUAAAGAUAUGCAUUGUUAACAUUCUAGCCAGAGAAUAAGAAACAGUGCUGAAUAACAUGUAAUAUGAUAUUUUCUUCUUGUAAAUACAGAAUUGUACAUUAUAUUUGCUAGUUUUGUUUAAAAGCCUUUUGUUUUGUGCGUAACUGCUGUCAGUGUUGCCCUGCGUGAGCUGAAAUUGGAUUGUUAGCUGUCUGAUGUAUCUGCAAACAUCCGUGGUCAUGUCAUUCGGAUGUCAUCUUAAGUGCUUGUCUCAGAUAUUUCUUUGCUGGUGUCGAUGGCAGUUGAAAAAAAAAAAAAAAAAAAAAAAACGAUUGUGGAGACUUGUUGUUCUUCCUCUCUUUCAUCUUUUCAUCAUGCUUCCAUCAGAAAAUUAGAUUUCAUUUGAUUUCAUUUUUUACCUGGCCAUAAAUCUUGUCAUUUUGUCUGUUGUAAGCUACAUGUAAAAUGCCAUUAUGCUAUGUUUAAAAACUACAAUAAAUCCUGUGCUUAGUUUC